Budorcas taxicolor (takin) is the source of this 2934-nucleotide messenger RNA. RefSeq names its product pro-resilin-like. The coding region runs from base 1 to 2934 and encodes 977 amino acids. Lineage: Eukaryota; Metazoa; Chordata; Mammalia; Artiodactyla; Bovidae. The transcript has a single exon. The record is from RefSeq and is a predicted model, not a curated record.
AUGGUCGUGUCCUCGUUACCCCCUGGGUCCCAGGGCAGCGUCCCUGUGCAGCCAGGCAGGGCCCAGCACACAGUAGGACUGGAGGGUGGGGAGAGUGUAGUCGGUGUUCCCACGGCUGCGGCAGCGGCUCGGACGCCCCUGGACGUGGAGGAGGGCCCCUGGACGUGGAGGAGGGCCCUGGACGUGGAGGAGGGCCCCUGGACGUGGAGGAGGGCCCUGGACGUGGAGGAGGGCCCCUGGACGUGGAGGAGGCCCCCUGGACGUGGAGGAGGCCCCCUGGACACAGGAGGAGGACCCUGGACGUGGAGGAGGCCCCCUGGACGUGGAGGAGGCCCCCUGGACAUGGAGGAGGCCCCCUGGACACAGGAGGAGGACCCUGGACGUGGAGGAGGGCCCCUGGACGUGGAGGAGGGCCCUGGACGUGGAGGAGGGCCCCUGGACGUGGAGGAGGGCCCCUGGACGUGGAGGAGGGCCCUGGACGUGGAGGAGGCCCCCUGGAAGUGGAGGAAGACCCUGGACGUGGAGGAGGGCCCUGGACAUGGAGGAGGCCCCCUGGACAUGGAGGAGGCCCCCUGGACGUGGAGGAGGGCCCUGGACACGGAGGAGGACCCUGGACGUGGAGGAGGGCCCUGGACGUGGAGGAGGACCCUGGACGUGGAGGAGGGCCCCUGGACGUGGAGGAGGGCCCUGGACGUGGAGGAGGGCCCUGGACACGGAGGAGGACCCUGGACGUGGAGGAGGGCCCUGGACGUGGAGGAGGGCCCUGGACGUGGAGGAGGGCCCCUGGACGUGGAGGAGGGCCCUGGACGUGGAGGAGGGCCCUGGACACGGAGGAGGCCCCUGGACGUGGAGGAGGCCCCCUGGACGUGGAGGAGGGCCCCUGGACGUGGAGGAGGGCCCUGGACGUGGAGGAGGCCCCCUGGACAUGGAGGAGGCCCCCUGGACACGGAGGAGGACCCUGGACGUGGAGGAGGGCCCCUGGACGUGGAGGAGGGCCCUGGACGUGGAGGAGGGCCCCUGGACGUGGAGGAGGGCCCCUGGACGUGGAGGAGGGCCCUGGACGUGGAGGAGGCCCCUGGACGUGGAGGAGGGCCCCCUGGACGUGGAGGAGGCCCCCUGGACGUGGAGGAGGCCCCUGGACGUGGAGGAGGGCCCCCUGGACGUGGAGGAGGCCCCCUGGACGUGGAGGAGGCCCCUGGACGUGGAGGAGGGCCCUGGACGUGGAGGAGGGCCCUGGACGUGGAGGAGGCCCCUGGACGUGGAGGAGGGCCCCUGGACACAGGAGGGCCCCCUGGACAUGGAGGAGGCCCCCUGGACAUGGAGGAGGCCCCCUGGACACAGGAGGAGGCCCCCUGGACACAGGAGGAGGACCCUGGACGUGGAGGAGGCCCCCUGGACAUGGAGGAGGCCCCCUGGACACAGGAGGAGGCCCCCUGGACACAGGAGGAGGACCCUGGACGUGGAGGAGGCCCCCUGGACACAGGAGGAGGCCCCCUGGACACAGGAGGAGGCCCCCUGGACGUGGAGGAGGCCCCCUGGACGUGGAGGAGGCCCCCUGGACGUGGAGGAGGGCCCCUGGACAUGGAGGAGGACCCUGGACGUGGAGGAGGCCCCCUGGACACAGGAGGAGGCCCCCUGGACACAGGAGGAGGACCCUGGACGUGGAGGAGGCCCCUGGACAUGGAGGAGGCCCCCUGGACAUGGAGGAGGCCCCCUGGACACAGGAGGAGGCCCCCUGGACACAGGAGGAGGCCCCCUGGACACAGGAGGAGGACCCUGGACGUGGAGGAGGCCCCUGGACAUGGAGAAGGGCCCCUGGACAUGGAGGAGGCCCCCUGGACAUGGAGGAGGGCCCCUGGACACAGGAGGAGGCCCCCUGGACACAGGAGGAGGACCCUGGACGUGGAGGAGGCCCCUGGACAUGGAGAAGGGCCCCUGGACAUGGAGGAGGCCCCCUGGACAUGGAGAAGGCCCCCUGGACACAGGAGGGCCCCCUGGACACAGGAGGGCCCCCUGGACAUGGAGGAGGCCCCCUGGACCCAGAGGAGGGCCCCUAGACGCAGAGGCGGGCCCCCUGGAUGCAGAGGAGGCCCCCUGGACGUGGAGGAGGCCCCCUGGACGCAGAGGAGGCCCCCUGGACAUGGAGGAGGCCCCCUGGACACAGGAGGGCCCCCUGGACAUGGAGGAGGCCCCCUGGACAUGGAGGAGGCCCCCUGGACCCAGAGGAGGGCCCCUAGACACCGAGGCGGGCCCCCUGGACGUGGAGGAGGCCCCCUGGACACAGGAGGCCCCCUGGACAUGGAGGAGGGUCCCCUAGAGGCGGAGGUGGGUCCCCUGGACAUGGAGGAGGCCCCCUGGACACAGGAGGGCCCCCUGGACCCGGAGGAGGCCCCCUGGACAUGGAGGAGGCCCCCUGAACCCAGAGGAGGGCCCCUAGACACGGAGGAGGCCCCCUGGACACAGGAGGGUCCCCUGGACAUGGAGGAGGCCCCCUGGACAUGGAGGAGGCCCCCUGGACAUGGAGGAGGCCCCCUGGACACAGGAGGGCCCCCUGGACAUGGAGGAGGCCCCCUGGACAUGGAGGAGGCCCCCUGGACCCAGAGGAGGGCCCCUAGACACAGAGGCGGGCCCCCUGGACGCAGAGGAGGCCCCCUGGUCGUGGAGGAGGCCCCCUGGACACAGGAGGCCGCCUGGACAUGGAGGAGGCCCCCUGGACGCAGGGGAGGCCCCCUGGACAUGGAGGAGGCCCCCUGGACACAGGAGGGCCCCCUGGACCCGGAGGAGGCCCCCUGGACAUGGAGGAGGUCCCCUGGACCCAGAGGAGGGCCCCUAGACACAGAGGCGGGCCCCCUGGAUGCAGAGGAGGCCCCCUGGACAUGGAGGAGGCCCCCUGGACACAGGUGGGCCCCCUGGACCCGGAGGAGGGUCCCCUAG